Calidris pugnax (ruff) is the source of this 4340-nucleotide messenger RNA. It is a transcript of the gene OTUD3, whose product is annotated as OTU deubiquitinase 3. NCBI's taxonomy places the organism in Eukaryota, Metazoa, Chordata, Aves, Charadriiformes, Scolopacidae. Gene Ontology annotation, molecular function: cysteine-type deubiquitinase activity. The record is from RefSeq and is a predicted model, not a curated record. The transcript is spliced from 8 exons. Bases 15 to 1142 code for a protein of 375 amino acids. Gene Ontology annotation, biological process: protein deubiquitination.
GCGCCCGGCGGGGGAUGUCCCGCAAACAGGCGGCCAAGGCCCGGCCGCCCGCCGGCGCCAAGAAGGGGCGGCGGAACCGGCAGCCCACCGCAGGACCCACUCCCGGCACCGGCUUGGGUCUCGCCGGGCAGCUCCGGGCUCUCGGUCUCAAGCUGCGGGAGGUACCGGGCGAUGGCAAUUGUUUGUUCCGGGCGCUGGGGGACCAGCUGGAGGGGCACUCGCGGAACCACCUCAGACAUCGCCAGGAAACAGUGGAUUACAUGAUAAAACAGCGAGAGGAUUUUGAGCCUUUUGUGGAGGAUGAUGUGCCCUUUGAGAAACACGUUACCAACUUGGCAAAGCCUGGUACCUUUGCUGGCAAUGAUGCUAUUGUGGCCUUUGCGAGGAACAAUCAGUUGAAUGUGGUGAUUCAUCAGCUUAAUGCUCUGCUGUGGCAGAUUCGGGGCACAGACAAAAACAACGUGAGGGAACUUCACAUCGCGUAUCGUUACGGAGAGCACUACGACAGCGUGAGGAGAAUCAAUGAUGAUUCUGAAGCUCCAGCCUAUCUUCAGAUGGAGAUGCUUUGCAAAAAUGAUUUGAAUAAGGAGGAGGAAGUGAAGCUGCAGAAGGGUGACUCUGAAGAUGAGAUUGAAGAUGAAAUGGAAGAUGCUGUACGAAAAGUGUGUAAUGCAACUGGAUGCUCAGACAUUGAUUUAGUAAGCCGGAUUCUGGAAGUGGAAGACUACAACAUAGAAUCUGCAAUAUUUGCUGUCUUUCAAGCGAUUGAAGUGGAAAGAAUCAGUACCGAGGAGCAGUGCGAUCCCCAGAGCAGAGAUGAGAAAUGGUGUAGCAGAACUCCGCAGGAAGAAAAUGGAACUGGUUCAAGAAUCUGUGGAAAUCAGAGCUUGGAUCAAGAUGAGAUAGACAACAACAAAGGACAAGCUAGAUCCAAUGAAGAGAAUCGAGCUAGCAGAAGCACAAAGGUGUCUAAAAAGCAAAAGAAGGAACAGCAGCGGCUGGAGAAGAAGAAGCGGCAGGAAGAAAGGCACCGACAGAAGGUCUUGGCCAACAAGAGUGACAGUGCAGACAGCAGGGGGAGAGAGACGGACUCAAACAACCACAUCACCUUGGUGAAGGCCACGGCAGCUCUAAACAUAUGACUGAACGUGUUCUGAGUGCUCUGGUGAGGAAAGCAAAUAAAACUGAUGAAGACCAAAUUCCCCUUACGCGAAUUUCCAAGCAUCCAUUUCUGCGGAGAUCUCUAAGCACUCCCAAAAGUCCCGUUUCUUCAUCUUUGGGGCAAACAAUUAUUCAGUAAUUCUGCAUCAGCCUGUGCGUGAGAAGAGUUGCUUGAACUUAACAAAAAGUAGAGACUUGUUUGUGUAAGUUUGGAGUUAGAUGAAGGUGAGAACCUUUUCUUCACACGGCAGUGUCAGAUCUGCUUUGAGAUCUCUUGACAUGCUGAGAUUAUUUUAUUUUCUUAUAGCAACUUUUAACUUGUCUGUGCUUGGAGGGGCUUUAUUUUGCCUCACUGUCAGGGAAAGCUCAACAGUUCUCAACUCAGGAACACGGUUUUGUUUUUUUUUUUUUCUCUUUAAAUUAAAGUAAGGCAACACAAUCCCAGAAUCCUUUCCAGAGCGAGGUGCAUCAAACAUGAUGCUCCUCCUUUCUUUCCCAUGCAGGAGCUCAGUGACCAGUUUUAAUCUCACUGGAACUGUUUGUGUUGCACUGGGCUGUUUCAGAAGGGAUUAAUACAUGAAGGGAGAACAGAAUUCCUGCGUUCACACUUGCUUCUUGCUUAAGUGUGAGAUCAGCUCGCUUGCUACCUGUUGAGACCUUUAAAGAAAAAGAAAUGAUAAUGACUCAUGAGACCCCAGAGCUGAUUAAUCUGAUCUGGUGGGAUCUAAUGAAGUAGUAAAAUGUGACAUGAGCAGGCGUGAGACUUGUGUUGAGUGUUGUUACUUGGACAUCUGGAAUUUUAUCUCCUUUGCCAAACUCUGAAGCUUUUGGGCUAUUCCAGAGCUUUAGUCCAAGCCAGGAACUUGGUAGUUGUUUGUCUCCAAAUGAAAUUAAUAUAGUCAAGGGAUCAAGAGUCCUGGGAACAAGCUUCCAAGUAGCAGUGAUCACUAGGAACCCUGCCUACUUCACUCUUCAUAAAUAAAGCUUUUUCCAAGGUAGGAUUUUUUCAUCUUAAAUUCCUCUUUGGUAGGGUCACUGAGUACCGUAGAACAUACAGCUUGAAUCCUGUGGUGCUUCCCACUGUAGGAUGGUGAAUUUGGACUGAAGUGUAAGGACUGUGGGACUUGGCCCUCGAUUUAUGGCUUGCAGUAUUUCAGCUUCACUCAGGUUUUUGGACCUGAGUCCAAAACCACUAAGCUUGAAGAAAGCACAUGUGCACUUAGACACACAAUAGAUAACGGGAGACACCUCAUCAGCCACAGCAGACACAAAAUAGAUUUGUUUGAAAGUAAGGAAUGUUGCUUUUGAAAAAAUUCUGUGCGUUUUUUAAAGCUGAGCACAGAAGUAUAAAUGCCUCUUUUGACUGAACUGCCAAGAUCUGAGCUAGUAUUUCUUCAUAUGCUCUGCUACCGUUUAUCAAGUGCAUUGAAAGAAUAAAAAGAAAGGAGUUCUGCUUUAAGUACUGGUGGUGCAGGAGAACAGGCUUCAGUGCUGCAGAAGAAGUUAUUUUGGUUCCUGUAAUGAGCUUGGUGGAAAUAAAAAGUAAUACAAAGCAGCUGUUAUGCUUUGUGGUGGGACAUAGUGUCCAGCAAGGGAAGCAGCACAUUAAGUGCCAGCAGCAGACACGAGUAACCGCUGUAGAGGGAAGUCUUGAGUGGUACUUCCUAGGUAGGAAGAGCAUGAAUGAGCCUUGAAUUCACAGUACUGUCCUUAAAGUGAAAAAUGACUGGUAAAAUUCAUUUUAUGCCAGCUUUAGCCUGUUGUCUGCAAUGUUACGUCCUGGGACUCUUCUCCACCCUGUCACUUUUACAUUAGUGGAAAGAAUGGCAAAUCAGAGCUUAAUUGUGAGAAAGUGUUAGUCACUUCAUGUGUGUGAUGAGUUGAAGAGAGUGGGCACAGCAAAGUGGUUCAGGUAAACGUGUCACCUCUGGCUUGCCCAGCUGUGUUUGGAUUCAAAAGCUUGGGUGGGUUCUGCAGGUUUGAAAAGAUAGUGAGAAUUUGCAGUUGUUUGAUGUUAAUGAGGUGCUCGUUUGUCUUCCUGAGCCAGAGCUGAUACGAGGACUGUUGUUGCUUCAAGCCUGGGGAGCUGUGAAGGGAGUUGUCCUGUGUCCAGCUGAGCUUCUCCCGUAGGUGUGAAGGGCCCUGCAAAGCAGAACCUCAUCCAUGGCCAGGACAAAGGGGCAGCCCUGCAACACAGCAGCAGAGAGAGACUGACCUUCAGCUCACGGCUUCUGAUUCCUAUAACCAAGCAUGGGGCUGGAAAUGCUUGCAUUUCCAACUGUAAUACAAUUAAAACAAACUGUUAAAGUGCUGGGCCCCUAAGUCUUGUUACACCCAUCAAAUUCUCUUCAUUUUUGCCAGGAUGGCUUUGUUACCUGCAAAAACAUCUUGUAUCCAAAGAUGUUAAAACUUUAAUUUUGUCUGUUGUAGGUUUUUCUUUUGGCUAUUGACAUUUCCACCUGCCCUUACUGUGUGUGUUUUUCCUAGGGAGUUCUUGCGCCACUUUCCUCAGGGAACUCGCUUCUAUGCAGAGCAUUUGCUUUGUAAACAGGCGGUGGAUUUUCCUUUCAGCAGGCGAGAAGCAAGAGCAGAGAAACACCAUGAUUCAUAGCUGAUGUUUACUCUUUGGUGGAGCUAGCUGUGCUUCACAACAUGCCGUCAUAGGACAACAGGCGCCGCGCGUUCCCCUGGUAUUUGAGGAGGAUUUACUGUUUGUUACAAGCUGGAGGGUCAGCCUUUCCAAGGUGAGGACACAGCAGGACAACAUAGAAAGCCACUUUUCCUGCAUCCUGUCUACCACCAUCAUCAUCCUCAGCCUUAUUUUUUCCAAAUCCUGCCCCUGCAGGUUCUGUCUGCUGUCCCUGAGCGUGGCUUGGCCUUACAGGAGGGAUUUUCUGCUUGUGCUGCUCCGUUUUCUGGUCUACCCUGUUCCUUCUUGUUUAUUUAACAACAGCUUCACCUCAUCUGCGGUGCCUGAAGGACACAAAUCACGUCGUCUGUGGUAUCCACAUCUGUGGUGCUCAUGGAUUCCUCUUCUCUUGGAGUUUGUUGAAACUACAGGAGAGUUUUCCUUUCCCCCUCCGGACUCUCAGCAGGGCACCUGCUUCUGCUACCAAACCAAACCUCUGGUUUUUUUGCAAUUCUGAGUGCAAUAAAGGUGGCAAAGAUGUGCCAGCUGA